GUGAAAAUACUGACCCAGAAUGAGAAUAGCAAACUGCAAGCUGCUCUUGUUAGCAAUCUGAAGAGUGCAGUCACAGCAGCCUUUCUCAUGUUACCAGAAAGUUUCUCUGAAGAAGACCUCUAUAUGCAGAUUGCAGGACUCUCCUAUUCUGGUGAUUUCAGAAUGGUAAUAGGAGAAGACAGGUCGAAAGUGCAGAACAUUGUGAAACCUAAUGUUCCCCAUUUUCAGAAGCUGUACAGUAACAUAUUACAGGACUGCCCUCAAGUGGUAUAUAAGCACCAUCUGGGAAGGCUAGAGAUUGAUAAAAGUCCAGAAGGUCAAUUUACACAACUAAUGGCUUUGCCAAGGACUCUGCAACAAAAGAUAACUUCUCUGGUAGACCCUCCUGGAAAAAACAGAGAUGUGGAAGAAAUCUUACUGCAAGUUGCCCAUGACCCUGACUGCGGAUUUGUGGUGCAUCAGGGCAUUUCGGGAAUUGUGAGAUCUUCCAGUAUAGUGCAGAGUGCUAAAACCAUACUAACAGCUGGGGCAAAGAAAUCUAUGACUUACAGUAUGAAGAAAUUAUAUAAAAUGACAAAGGGAUGGUUAAGGAAGACAUCUUGAGUCUUGACAUACUGUGUAUGGGUAAAUAAAUGGUACUUUUUCUCGAAAUAUUUUGCAGGUGUUGCUUUGCCAACUUGAGGAGAUUAAAACUCAUUUGAGAAGUUUGUUCUAAUAAUGUACAUGCCCAAUUUUACUACU
Molecule: messenger RNA, 741 nt
Organism: Balearica regulorum gibbericeps (East African grey crowned-crane)
Lineage: Eukaryota; Metazoa; Chordata; Aves; Gruiformes; Gruidae
Source: RefSeq, a predicted model, not a curated record